Geodia barretti is the source of this 1744-nucleotide messenger RNA. NCBI's taxonomy places the organism in Eukaryota, Metazoa, Porifera, Demospongiae, Tetractinellida, Geodiidae. The record is from the annotation of a GenBank genome assembly.
CGCUUUUGUUGACGUUAUGGAGACGAAAAGCAGUGGUACACUCAUCGAAUUGUGCUCAAAUGAUGCAGACAUUGCUGAGGUGGUAAAACUUCUAUCAUCUGCAAAGUUUUCCGUGGAUGAGCCAGAUAAGGAUGGGAUGACUCCACUGAUGCACGCUGCCUACAGAGGCAACCUCCACGUCUGCAGGAAACUUCUAGAACACAAGGCAGCCGUCAACUGGAACAGCCACAAAGAUGGGUACACAGCCCUAAUGUUUGCCACAAUAGCUGGUCACAAGGAAGUGGUGUGGCUAUUGCUAGAGAAUGGAGCGAAAACUAAUGUGGUUAAUGGUGUCAAUAAGACUGCAGUCCAACUGGGAUCAUUUGUCGGGCAACACGAGUGUGUGAGAGUGAUCAACAACCACUUCUCUAUAUCUCAACUGGAAUACUACACUACCAUAAAAGGUUUGGAGAAGGUUCCAAAACUGGACCCAGCAAACGCUGCACCUCUUCAUGGACUUAUCUCCAUGCAUACCAUCCACCCCGUGAAGGUCACACUGAGCCUCCGGUCAUCCUGUCCUCAGCUCCUGGCAGCCCAGUCUAGUGUCUGCCGAGUCCUCCAGCUGCUGAGGGAGAAGAUGGAGAAGGAGGAGAAGGAGCCUCAGGCUCUCAAGAUGCACUGCCUCAGUUUUGUGGUGGAGAGAUGUGCAAAGAAUGGGGUCGAUGCACUACUGAAGUUACUCCUCCACUGCAGAGAAGAUGGAGUUGCUGAGUCACUAGAUCGAUUCCUGCGACAGUGUCUCCAGGAGUAUCCGAACCUACGCAGUCAGCUACUGAGAGAGAUGGUUGCUACACUCGCCAAAACACCACCUGUCAGUCAAUCUUCUUACCAAUUGAUUGGAACUUGGAAAUGACUACAGAACACACACCUGUUUCCUUACAAUUACGUGACGCUUUGCAGGCAGCAUUAUUAAUAGAUCGUUUACAGUGGAACUUAGCUCUAACUCUAGGCCACAAAACAUGUAGCUUCCUUUUAUAUUACGCUUGUUUCAAUCCUAUUAGGUACUGUUUUAACCCAGAUUGCAUGGUCUGCUUUAAUCUCACAUGCACUCAUGAUGACAGGGUGGGCCUCCUUCUGCGGUAUCACUCUUCCAACAGAUGGUGUUUGGGAAAAGGAGUGAGUCUGAGGAAGCUCUAGAGAGUUGCAGCGUAUGUGGAGAUCUCAUCACAUCCGUGAAGAAGUGUUCUCGAUGCAAACAAGCCCUCUAUUGUGGAGUGGAAUGUCAGACGCUAGCAUGGACGGUGGGCAACCAUCGAAAACUGUGUAAGAUAUGGACCACUAUACGUGAUGCUGAGAAAGACACUAAGACAACAUCAGAACGUUAACAUUAGCGAUAAAUAUGUAACAGAGCAAUGUAUAGAAAGAUUUUAUUAUGGUGAGCAGCAUUACGAGUAUAUAAUAAUUAUGACCAUCAUAAACAUUGUCCUUGUGGGCAGCCUGAGCAAUAAUAACCAAAAUUAUGCACAUGAUAUGUGUGUCCAAAAAUCAAAGUGUGAAGCUCUGAAUCAAGCGUUAAGAGUCAAAACUCGGCCAUCCUACCAGUAGCGCCUUCUGUAUUUCUUGAGAUCGACGUCCAGCCCCAGUUUCCCAGCCAGUAGGUGAUAGUCGGCCUUGCAAACCGGGCAGUUCACGUUCCCCUCCAGCCACUUGUCCACACAGACCCGGUGGAAGGUGUGAGAGCACGGCAUCAACCUGGCAGCAGACA